Messenger RNA from Zerene cesonia (dogface butterfly), 5412 nucleotides. It is a transcript of the gene wkd, whose product is annotated as TBC1 domain family member whacked. Lineage: Eukaryota; Metazoa; Arthropoda; Insecta; Lepidoptera; Pieridae. The record is from RefSeq and is a predicted model, not a curated record. Bases 346 to 1407 code for a protein of 353 amino acids. The transcript has 7 exons.
UGCUAGCAACUAGUUCUUAAUCUGUGGCUGGUGCCGUCACCUACGAAUUGCUAAAAAAUUUGCUAUGAAAGUUAUGAAAUGUUUUUAUUUUGAGCACGUUCUGUUACCAUAUUUGUCACCUCCAACUGCGAAAUGAAGUGUUUCCGCGAUAUUGAAUAUUGAGUGUAUUCUGUGGACUGUCCGACUUAAUAUAAAUUGUGAAUUUCUAAAGAGCAAAUACAAUUGGAAGACUGCAAGUGUUUUGUAAUUAAAUUGCACGCCCACAUCCUAAGUUUUGGGUGGUGCUGUAGUGAUGAUAGAGUUACUAAAUUCUUGAUUUAUCUUGAUUGAGAUAAGUGCAGUAAAAUGUCUCUACAAAAAAGUGUAAAGAGUGUUGGUGGAGACCAAGACACUACUUCAAUAUGUUCUUCCGUCACUACGCAGCCAGACAGACAUGGUUUCUUCGGCGGAGCUCAAUAUAGUCCUGAACCAAAACGGACUGUAUCGCCAAGCACAAUACUGAAGCGGGAACAGAAAUGGCUGCGAAUGCUGAACAACUGGGAGGCGUUCAUGAGCAGGAAUUAUAAGAAAGUACGAGAGAGGUGUCGGAAAGGUAUACCAGCGUCAGUGCGACCAAAAGCAUGGCUAUACCUCUGCGGUGGCCAAUUGCUAUUGGAGAAACAUCCGAACGAGUACGAGGAGUUGUUGCAAGCGCCUGGAGAUCCGAAGUGCAUGGAGGACAUUAGGAAGGAUCUGCACAGGCAGUUCCCCUACCACGAGAUGUUUAUACGUGAGGAGGGGCUCGGGCAACAAGAGCUGUUCUCGGUGCUGAAAGCGUAUUCAGUACUGAAUCCGAAGGUGGGCUACUUCCAAGCGCAGGCGCCGGUGGCCGCGUUCCUCUUGAUGCACAUGCCGUCCGUGCAGGCCUUCUGGUGUCUAGUCAGCAUCAGUGAUAAGUACCUCAGUGGGUACUACAAUCCUGGCUUGGAGGUGCUGCAGCGCGACGGCGACAUCCUGCACGCGCUGCUGCGGCGCACGGCGCCGGCGGUGCACCGGCACCUCGCCAAGCACCGCGUGGAGCCCGUGCUGUACGCCACCGAGUGGUUCCUGUGCGCGCUCACCCGCACGCUGCCCUGGGACAGCCUGCUGCGCGUCUGGGACUGCUUCCUGUGCGAGGGCGUCAAGGUAUUGUUCAAAGCGGCGCUUGUGAUCCUGGCGGGUGCCCUAGGUCCGGCGAAAGUCCGCAAACGAGCGAACGGCCUCUGCGAAACGCUGGAAGUGCUCCGCCACCCCCCGGAGAGCAUCCUGGGGGAGGAGUACCUGAUGUACCACAUGCAGAGACUCAACCUCACCGAGGAGGACUUCGAGUUCGAGCACCAGCGGCAGACCGCGCGGAGGAGAGCCAUGGCCAAUAGAAGUGGCAGCUGAUUCAGCGAGUGUUCCUACAAGCGUUAUUCCAAGAAUAACGCUAGGGACAUAUUCCACACUCUGUGAGCGACUGCCACAAUGGACCUUAUGUACUAUGUGAUAAGUGCGAUUAUAGCGUGCCGACGACCAAACGAAUUGACUUGUGUGCGUGAACCGUGUAUAUAUACUAGUUUUGUAUGUGCGUACAAUAAUUGAACUUUCGUCAUCAUAAAAAUAUCUCUAUUUGAUAAAGAUAACUGAUUUUUUAAAUGUUGUUUUGUCUCUUUUACUCUCAAGUCAUUUAGCGUACUGAAAGGAGACAAAACAUUGUUCAAGGAUCAAUAAGCGUUUUGUUUCUUUUAAUCUCGAAAGAUAGAAAACAAGGAUUAAACAUGAAGAUCAUUUCUAUAAUAAUGAAGUGGUAUUUUUGAUUAUUAUAAUAUGUACAAAUCAAAUUCAACAAUAUUGUUUGUACAAAUUCCAACUUCAAUUAAAUAUUAUAUGGGAUUUAAAUCGAGUAAAUGUGUUGUUUAUCCAAUAACCUUAAUAAUUCUAUUAGUAACUGCCACUUCUGUUGCAAAUAGAUAUUCCUAUCUUUCUUUCAUUUAUAUAGAAAGUGGGUUAUUAAAUAGUCGAAGUUUUGUAUUAUUAAGUAUAUGGUACGGUAUGCCUCAUGCAAAGUAUUAUUGUUAUUUUUAAAAUAUGUUUAUAGUUUACUUGACCUUCUAAGAUACAGACACAUAUUUCAAACGUUUUUUAAAUAAGGCAUAGCGCAUUAUUACAUUAUACAAAUUUUGUCUGUAAGUAGCUGGAUAAAGUCAUAGCUCUUAAAGGCCCCAAUUAAAAACCAUGUCAUUUUUUUUUCAACCGAAGGAGGAAAAAACGAAGGAGGUUCUAUAUUCUUUUGGCCUUGUAAUUAGAUAAAGGAAUAAUAGAAUUGGAGAAUUGUUGCCCAUUUUCGAAUUUGGAGUGGAACCUCCCCCCUGCAUAGGGAGGCUGGUGACCUUUUCUUGUAGAAAAUAUUUAUUUUAUACUUCACAAAUGUUUGAAAUAUGUAUAUAUCGGUAUUUAAUGAAGAACGUUGGUCGAUUAAACGCAACACUAAAAUAUUUGGCACAUUCAAUAUGCUUAUAAACACUGCCUUAUUUAAAUACAUUCCUGUUUUGAAACCGCUUUUAAAAUCCUUUUUUUUUUUUCGUAAUUAUAUUUUUGAAUGUGCUAUUAUUUUAAAAGUCUUAUUUUAGAAAUUAUAAAUUAUUCGAUUUAGACAUUUCAUUAAGAGAUUUUUUUUUAUUACGUAUGUAAAAAAUGUAAAAUAUUUUUAAUACAAUGUGAUAAGAUGUUAUUUGAUUGCAUAUCUCAUGUAAAUAAUAUUAUUUUGUCAACUAAUAUUAAGUGUUGUUAUAAAUAAAAAGUAAAAAAAAAACAAUAUAGUUAUACGAGAGUACAAGUAGAUUUAACUUUUAUGUUUAUGGGUGAAGUUGAUAUGUGGAAAUCAUAAAGGAUUUAUCUUGAUAAACAUAGAAACGAAAUGUAGUUCGAUGGAUGGUUUUUUUUUUCAUACAUGAAAUGAAAAAGUAUGUAUUUCGUGUUUUUGUGCAUCCAGUUUCAUUGAAUAAUAAAUUUUACAUAAUUGACUAUUUAGCAUGAACUGGCAGUUAAUUAUUGUACACAUACGUAUUAUUAUGUAUGUAUGUAUGCUACAAACCUACUAUGGACGAGGGAUUGAAACCAAUUUGAAGACCAAAAAUUAAUAAUGGUUGAAACCAAGUGGAGAAGAAAGGGAAUAUAAAGAAAAUGAACGAUGAUUUUUGUUCGUUGAUAUCACAACUUUCUAGUUGCAUGGUGUUGGAGCACAAAAAAAUUAACAGAUAGACAUAACUAGCCCCUUCGCCACUCUACGAUGUAAAUACCAUCUGAUGGAUCUUAUUUAAUAUUUUAUUACAACUUUACAACUUUAUUUCACAACAUUUUCCGUUUAUUUUUGAAGUGAAACUUUUAUUACAUCGUCUCAACUUUUAUGUUCUGUGUAUCGCAUGUAGUGACGGUCGGCCGUGGAACAGUCGAGGUCAAUAUGGCGGCAUCUAUAGUUACAUCAGCUGACCAUCAGUUAAAUAUAUAUUUUGUUAAAAAAAGUUUCACUCUUACCGUGAUUUCAUAAAACAACACAAUCCUUUUUGUUAUUAGUACUUCGCAUAUCAACCUCACUUAUUCAUAAAUAUUAUUUAAAUGUUUUUCCUUUUACAUAACAUUAUAUUAUGCAUUGCUCUUGGCGCACUAUCUUUUUGAUUUUUUUUUCGUUAUAAAUGUUUAUUAUCAUAAUUAUUUUAAUAGGGCUAUAAUUGUAUAUUUUAGGGAGAAAUAACGCGCAAUAAUUAUAUUAUCACUUAACGGGUCGUGUAUCUUGUAUAGACAUUUUGAAUAAAUUGGUUAAAAGCAAAGGGUUAUCGGCACAAAUUAUUGCCAUGUUUCAUACUUCAUGCAUAUAUGCAGUAUUUCUAGUAAUAUUGUUUAGGAGGAUAAUGGAGAACGCAUAGCUUCGCACAUGGAAACGUUAGAUUUUUUAUCCUGGUAAAAAGUUAUUCACGAUAUUUUAAGUUUUUAAUUUAUUAUUGUGAGUGAAUAUUUUGAUUCAUGAAGAGGAUUUUUUUUGUUUUUAUAACUGUCCUAUUUAAGCAUAUAUGCAUUUGGCGUAGAAUGGAGUUAUGCAUCUUUAUGAAGAAUCUUAUAUAAGUUUUAUUAACAAUGAGCGGUGUACGGGCGUCAGACUUGUUUGAUAAAUAAAGGAGAAUCAAAUUGUGAUUUUUCUUUAAAAUACGCGUUUUCAUCGGUGUGAAAUUGCAAGUAUUUAACAACUGGUCAACUUGUAUUUACUUUAGAGUCUGCACAUUUAUCGAAUUUAGGCUAUGAUUUAGUUAGAUCCCUAUUGGUGCAUAAUGUUUUUUUUUUAUUAUAUUUUUCUUUAUAUUUUAUUCGCUAGUGUUUGGAGUGUGGUGCGUUUGGAACUGUUGUUUUCUUUUUGCACUUUGUUUAAUUAUUAUUCGAUAUGUGUAGAUAUAUUCUGAUUUAAUAAAUACAUUAAUAUAGUUAGAACAGAACUGACAGACUAAAUGUUUUGUUAUGAUUUUAUACGCUUAUCAAACCAUGGAUAAUAAUUGCACAGUUUUAGAAUCAUAGUGGGGAAUUUACUUGCGUGGGACUAUGGGUUGAGGGGUCUCGCAGGGAGCUGGAAGGCGCUGAUCGUGGACGCUGAAAUUCCAUUAUUAAAACACAUUUUAGAUAAAUUAUUUAAUAUAUUUAGUAAAGUAGAACCUAAUUAAAGGCCAUGAUCAUGAUAAAUAAGAUUAUUCAUCACAAGUCAAAGUGAAAAAAUUUCCCAACUGCGAUUGUUAAAUUGUUAAACUGUGACAGAUGCGCGGUCACCCAUCAAUUCACUGACUGUAGGUAAGGUUGCUUAACUCGAUACUUUUCCUCUAUCAGGUUUCAAUGGUAUUUUCUUGUAUGUAAAUAACGGAUCAAUAAAUUCGAUUUACAAUAUCUCGAAUAAUUUGAUUGGACAGUGUAUGCAUAAUAUAUAGCAUAUAAUUACUUACAUUUUUUAUGAUUAUAAAGAAAACAAAGUUCCAUCAUAUAUGUCAUAGAUAUUUAAUUGUUUUGAGUGUUGUGAGUUUGUUUUUUGUAGAAACGGAUUUUUAUUUACUGUUAAAUAACGUGUGAUUGUCAAUAGUGUCUUAUAGUUUUCAUUAUUUUUUUAUUUAUUCUCACAUUAGUCCUGUGGUGUAUUUGCAAGGAAAUAUAUAUUUUGUUUGAAGUAAAUAUUCAUAAUCUGUAGAAAAAUGUUGAUCAUAUUUUGAUAAGUAUGCUAAAAGACCAACCAAGUUAUUUUUCAGCCCUAUUCCAUAUUAAAAGGCAUUCCGCAUUUCAGACUGGUUUACACAUAAGUUGUGACGACUGAUCAUUGAGUAUUUUUGUACUAUGACUGAAAUUCCACGUUUGCAAGUGUUGUAAAUAAAUAUUGUCAGAAAA